This is a messenger RNA of Macrosiphum euphorbiae (potato aphid), 2097 nucleotides long. The record is from the annotation of a GenBank genome assembly. Lineage: Eukaryota; Metazoa; Arthropoda; Insecta; Hemiptera; Aphididae.
AUGGGGUCUUCGUCACCGGCCGCCGCCGUCGCCGUGACGACCGCGGCGGUGCCACCGCACGCCGCUGAGUCUGGAGGAGAAGGCGGGCCGACCGAGAGGCGUCGCGACUCCCGUGGUCGCCGUCGUCACCGCGCUAUUACCGUGCUAGCAGCCCUACCGGCCGCCGCCGCUGCCGCCGCCUUCGCCGUAGCAGAGGAUCGUCGUCGGCAGUUGCGGCGGACGGAACGACGUCGCGGCGGGCUGCAUCACCGCCAACCGUCGCCCGGCGGACGGCCGCGCAUUGAUCAUUCCCGGCACCGGUUGACCACAGCCAUCACGACGCCAGUGGGUCAGGACGCCGCCGGGGCGGUGCACCAGCCGCCUUAUGCCAGGGGUUGCCGGAUCCGCACGACGGCCGUCGGCGGUCCACAGCACCACGGCGGCCACAUGGCCACGUCGUCGCUGGCCACCACGUUUGGCCUGCAGUUCUACCCGGACGAGACGACCACCACCGCCACCUGCACCACUACAACCGGUGGUGGCGGCGGUGGAGCUGUGGACCCGUUGGCCGCCCGGCCACCCGUGGCCGGUUUGCCCGUCCAGUCGUCCAACGCCACCGGCAACUCGUCCGCGGCCGGCCAGCAACAGCCAAUGUACGCGACGUCCGCCAACCGGAGCACGUCGCCGUUGAACCCGCAAAACCAUUUGGCACAUCCGUUUCACAUGUCCUUCCCGGUCACACAGACCCACAAUAUAAGCAGAGGCGGUGGACGGUGCAGCAGUCUGAUGAUGAGUUGCGCGGGUUGCGACAAACCUAUUAUGGAUAAGUUCCUUUUGAACGUGCUGGACAGGGCGUGGCACGCGGAAUGCGUGAAAUGCGCCGACUGUCACGGCACGUUGUCCGACAAAUGCUACAGCAGGGACGGCAAGAUACUGUGCAAGCCCGACUUUUACAGACGGUAUGGCAAAAAGUGCAAUGGUUGCGCCCAGGGCAUCUCACCCACUGACCUGGUGCGGAAAGCCCGGGACAAAGUUUUUCACCUAAACUGUUUCACGUGCAUGAUAUGUCGGAAACAGCUGUCUACCGGCGAGGAACUCUACGUGCUCGAAGACAACAAAUUCAUAUGCAAGGACGAUUACAUAUCCGGAAAGAAUGGGCAAGGUAUCGACUCGUUGACGUACUCAGGAUCGGAGGACGAAGACGACGACGAGACCACCUCGAACAGCAUAUCGUCUACCAAACACCACCACCUCAUCACGGGGCUCCAUGGAUCCGGCGGUCCCGGUUCGAUAUUGCCACCGACUACGCCAGAAGCCAACAACAACUCGCUGUCGGCCGGUGAUCUGCAAGCCCCUCACUCGGGCCUAGACCUCAAGGAGGAUUCUGAGGACCAAGGUUCUUUGGAUGGUGACCCGGAGACCAGGGACAGUCAAACGGAGAACAAAUCGCCGGACGACGGCAAUUCCGGAUCCAAGAGACGGGGUCCCAGAACUACCAUCAAGGCCAAACAACUAGAAAUACUUAAGACGGCCUUUUCGCAAACGCCCAAACCUACCAGGCACAUCCGCGAACAAUUAGCCAAAGAGACCAGCCUGCCCAUGAGAGUCAUACAGGUGUGGUUUCAGAACAAGAGGAGCAAAGAGCGGCGGCUGAAACAGCUGACGUCCAUGGGCCGAGGGCCGUUUUACGGUGGUGCGCGGAAAAUGCGAGGGUUCCCGUUGAACAUGAGCCCCGGAUCGCUGGACGACCAGCAACCCGGUUUCCCGUACUUCGCUGGCUCUGCCGAAGUCAAGUUUGAGUUCGGUUACGGGCCCGGAUCGUUCCACCCUGACUUCUUCGGCCAUCACGGCGGUCCACACGGCGGCGGCGGACCCGGAGGACCCUUCGGACACCCAGGUGGUAUGGAUUCCAACCCGAUGUCUGGAAUGGGACCCGACUAUCCUGGCAUGGGCCAAGACGCUCCACCUGGCUUCAUUGCGCAGCAACAGCAGGCAAACGACCAGCAGCUCGUGUCACAAAGGCCGGGCAGUCCGUCAGAGUUCAUGGGCUCCCAAGGUGGUAGUAGCAGUGGGUUUUCUGACGCGCCAAACUUGCAGAACGAAGGCAUUGUCUGGUGA